Molecule: messenger RNA, 1047 nt
Organism: Striga hermonthica
Lineage: Eukaryota; Viridiplantae; Streptophyta; Magnoliopsida; Lamiales; Orobanchaceae
Source: the annotation of a GenBank genome assembly
AUGGGGGCGAGCAGCGACCCGAACCAAGACGGUUCCGACGAGCAGCAGCGCCGCUCCGAGAUCUACACCUACGAGGCCCCGUGGCACAUCUACGCCAUGAACUGGAGCGUGCGCAAGGACAAGAAGUACCGCCUCGCCAUUGCCAGCCUCCUCGAGCAGUACCCCAACCGCGUCGAGAUCGUGCAGCUCGACGACUCCACCGGCGAGAUCCGUCCCGACCCGGCCCUUUCCUUCGACCACCCCUACCCGCCCACCAAGCUCAUAUUCGUCCCUGACAAGGAGUGCCAGCGCCCCGAUUUGCUCGCCUCCUCCUCCGACUUCCUACGCCUCUGGCAGAUCUCCGAUUCCGACGCCGGCCGCCGCGUGGAGCUCAAGAGCCUGCUCAACAACAACCGGAACAGCGAGUUCUCGGGCCCGCUCACCUCGUUCGACUGGAACGAAGCCGAGCCGCGGCGGAUCGGCACCUCCAGCAUCGACACCACCUGCACCAUCUGGGACAUCGAGAAGGAGGUCGUGGACACGCAGCUGAUUGCACACGAUAAGGAGGUUUACGACAUAGCCUGGGGAGGUGUUGGGGUUUUCGCAUCUGUCUCAGCCGAUGGUUCAGUUAGGGUUUUCGAUUUGAGGGAUAAGGAGCACUCGACCAUAAUCUACGAGAGCUCGGAGCCCGACACGCCAUUGGUGAGGCUCGGCUGGAAUAAGCAGGACCCGAGGUACAUGGCUACAAUCAUAAUGGACAGCAGCAAGAUUGUUGUGCUCGAUAUUCGCUUCCCUACACUACCUGUGGUGGAGCUGCAGCGGCACCAGGCAAGUGCCAAUGCCAUCGCGUGGGCCCCACACAGCUCAUGCCACAUUUGCACGGCUGGAGAUGAUUCACAGGCUCUGAUAUGGGACCUCUCAUCCAUGGCCCAGCCCGUGGAAGGUGGGCUCGACCCAAUUCUGGCCUACACGGCAGGGGCGGAGAUCGAGCAGUUGCAGUGGUCAUCUUCGCAGCCCGAUUGGGUGGCGAUUGCAUUCUCGAACAAGCUGCAAAUUCUGAGGGUAUGA